UAUACGGACAAAAUAAAACAUAAACUAUAAAAAAUACAAAAUUGUCUGUUUAUCCUUGUUAUUUGAUUGAGAAAGUAUGGUAGACGAUCUUGCUUAUUCUGGAUCUUUCGUAGAGGUUCGCUGGUGGGAAUCGUCAUACCCUUAUAAAGCGCACUGGGUAGGUACUUAGAAGUCAAGUUGACCGGAGCGUAGUUUGUUCGUAAAGCGAGAAACUAACGAAAGAGAAACGAAAACAAGUCAGAAAACGCGUAUAAGGAUUGUUUUCAAUAGUAUCUGGUGUUAUAUUUAGGUUACGAAGAAAAUUUCAUUGAAAUAGGACUUAGAACGAGCAAAAUGGCAGAAGAUUUGAAAGCAAAGGGUAAUGCUGCAUUUGCCCAAAAGGAUUACAAGACAGCGAUUGACUACUUUUCACAAGCAAUCCAAUUAGACGGUAAUAAUCAUAUUUUAUAUUCGAACCGUUCAGCUUGUUAUGCAUCAGUAAAGGACUACAAAAACGCUUUAGAAGAUGCCACCAAAUGUACAGACAUCAAGCACGACUGGGCUAAAGGUUGGUCGCGUAAAGGAGCAGCCUUACACGGUUUAGGUGACUUGACAGCUGCUAAAGCUGCUUUUGAAGAAGGCUUGAAGUUUGACUCUAACAAUGCCCAACUCUUGAACGGUUUAAAGAGUGUUGAGGCUGCACAAAGCUCCGCUGGCGGGGAUAGUGGCUUUAAUCCAUUCGCCAAAAUGACUUCUCAAUUGAAUGACCCCAAGUUUAUUCAAAAGUUGGCUAGUAAUCCCGAAACAGCAUCUUUGUUAGGUGAUGCCAGCUUUAUGAGCAAACUCCAAAACAUCCAAAAGAAUCCCGGCUCUAUUAUGUCGGAACUGAAUGAUCCACGCAUGAUGAAGGUGAUUGGUAUGCUCAUGGGUAUCGACAUUAACAUGAAGGGUGAGGAAGACGCUGCUGCUAACGCCAACGAGGCUGCUUCUUCUUCUGAACCUUCCCAACCCGAAACUGCUCCUAAGGAAGAAACCAAGCCCGAGCCCGCCGCCCAACCUAUGGAGGAAGAUAAGACUCCCGAAGAAAUCGAAGAAAAUGCCAGCCAAGAAGCUCUUCGCAAAAAGGCCGAUGAGGCCAAACAAGUCGGUAACGAAAACUACAAGAAGCGUAACUUCCCUGUUGCUAUUGAGCAUUACAAAAAGGCAUGGGAAACUUACAAGGACAUCACUUAUUUAAAUAACCUCGCUGCUGCUUAUUAUGAAGCUGAUGAAUUGGACAACUGUGAAUCUACUUGUAAAGAAGCCAUUGAACAAGGUCGAGACUUACGCGCUGAUUUCAAGUUAAUCGCCAAGGCCCUCGGCCGUUUGGGUACUACUUACCAAAAGCGUGGCGAUCUUGCUAACGCUAUCGAAUACUUUCAGCGCUCCCUUACUGAACACCGCAGCCCCGAUAUUCUUACAAAGCUGAAGGAAGUUGAAAAGCUUAAAGAAAAAAUAGACCGUGAAUCUUACAUUGACCCAGCCAAGGCGGAUGAAGCCCGCGCCAAGGGUAACGACCUUUUUAAGGCCGGUGAUUUUGCUGGUGCCAUUAAGGAAUAUACUGAAAUGACUAAACGUGCUCCCACUGAUCCUCGUGGUUUCGGCAACCGCGCUGCAGCUUACCUGAAGGUCAUGGCACCCGCCGAAUCCAUUCGUGACUGCAACCAUGCUAUUCAGUUAGAUCCCACUUUUGCUAAAGCCUAUGUUCGUAAAGCUCAAGCUCUGUUUAUGUUGAAGGAUUACGGAAAAUGUAUUGAUGCUUGCAAUGCUGCUGCUGACGUCGACCGUAAAGAGCCUAACUCUGGUAAGAACAUCCGCGAAAUCGACUCACAAUUGCAAAAGUGCAUGAACGCAAUGGCCGCUCAAAGACAAAAUGAAACUGAAGAAGAAACAAUGGCUCGUAUCCAAAACGAUCCCGAAGUUUUGGCUAUUCUCCAAGAUCCCGCUAUGCAAGCUAUCCUUGGUCAGGCUCGUGAAAAUCCUGCCGCUUUAAUGGAGCACAUGAAGAGUCCUGCCGUUAAAAGCAAGAUCGACAAACUUAUCGCUAGUGGUGUCAUUCGCCUUGGUUAAAUAAAUAUUACUUGAGUCAUGACAAAGCAAAAACCAGAAAAAAAUAUAAUGGUUUUAUUUUUAAACGUUCAUAGUAGAUCAUGUUUGCUUAAUAUACCUUCAAUAGAUUAAAUUUAGGCUAUAGAGAUAUAUGUUAGUGCUCUUUAAGCGGUAUAGAAAGUUAUCGCCUUACAAUAAAUUACUGAAAGGCUAGUAAUAAAAAGAUACA
Molecule: messenger RNA, 2296 nt
Organism: Schizosaccharomyces octosporus yFS286
Lineage: Eukaryota; Fungi; Ascomycota; Schizosaccharomycetes; Schizosaccharomycetales; Schizosaccharomycetaceae
Product: chaperone activator Sti1
Exons: 1
Coding region: 334-2088 (584 amino acids)
Molecular function (GO): Hsp90 protein binding
Source: RefSeq, a predicted model, not a curated record